Phragmites australis (common reed) is the source of this 639-nucleotide messenger RNA. RefSeq lists its product as uncharacterized. The transcript has 2 exons. Gene Ontology annotation, molecular function: acylphosphatase activity. NCBI's taxonomy places the organism in Eukaryota, Viridiplantae, Streptophyta, Magnoliopsida, Poales, Poaceae. The record is from RefSeq and is a predicted model, not a curated record. The coding region runs from base 91 to 498 and encodes 135 amino acids.
UUUAGAUUCAGUGGACGUCAACCGAUCCAGCUCCAAACCUCGUCCAAGCUCCAACCACGUCAAGAAUCUUUCGUCCUCGCCUCCUCCAGAAUGUUCCCCUCCGCCACCGCCCCCCGCUUCCUCCUCCCCUUCACCGCCUCCGCCUCCCGCCGCGCCAUGUCCGCCGCCGCGGGCGCCCCCACCGAUCCGCCGCAGCAGCAGGCGUCAUCCCCCACCCCUAAGGCGGUGCGCGUGGUGGUGAAGGGCCGCGUGCAGGGCGUCUUCUUCCGCGACUGGACCGUGGAGACGGCGCGCUCCCUGGGGCUCGCCGGGUGGGUCCGCAACCGCCGCGACGGCACCGUGGAGGCCCUCCUCUCCGGGGACCCCGCCAAGGUCGACGAGAUGGUCUCCCGGAAACUCCCCGUGGGCCCAUUCUCCGCCGCCGUCACGGCCGUCGUGCCCUCCCCCGCCGACCCGGUCGACCCCGCCGAGGGGUUCCACCGCAAGCCCACCGCCUGAUGCCUGAUCCAUUCGUGCUUCCUUGCUGCAGCGUUCUUGGUGAACGCGCCUCCCCCUCGUGAGAUGUGCAACUGUGAUGAACGUACGGGCAGUAGUACAAGAGUUGAGGGCAGGACCAGGAUUGAGAUUGCUUGCUGGUUG